Molecule: messenger RNA, 7420 nt
Organism: Oreochromis niloticus (Nile tilapia)
Lineage: Eukaryota; Metazoa; Chordata; Actinopteri; Cichliformes; Cichlidae
Product: voltage-dependent calcium channel subunit alpha-2/delta-4
Exons: 41
Coding region: 1501-4821 (1106 amino acids)
Cellular component (GO): voltage-gated calcium channel complex
Molecular function (GO): voltage-gated calcium channel activity
Source: RefSeq, a predicted model, not a curated record
CAGAGAACAAGAAGCGAUGCAGACGGGGGAGGAGGGCAGCAGCUUAAACCUCUGCACUUGCGGUUUGGCACAGAUUGAUCAGGCCGGGAUUUUUGAUUAAACAGAUGUCACCAUGAAUAUAUCAACUUUUGAGUAACACGAUAUGGAUGUUGGUGGUGUAAUCUUUGGAUCAGCCACAGUCACACUACUGCAGAAAUUCUACACGUAGAGAGAUCGUUCCCUUUGGUAGUGCAUUUGGUGCACCAAUUCAAUUUGCCCUGGGUCCUCAAGGUUUGGUUUAUCCAGUGGACAUUGUCAUGUGACGCACAGUUAGACCAUUUCUGUGACUUUAAACAGUAUAAAAAACUAAGUGGCCCAUUAGUACAGAAGAUGGAAAAACAAAAUCUGUUUCUUUGAGAUUCAAAGCCAUAAGAUGCAGUCUAAUCCACAUGUGCCUGAAGCCUCUGUCCUCAUAGGAAAACUGGGACCUCUUAUACAGCAGUGUGCCGAAUGACCAAGUGACACGAUGAUGGAGUGAGAUGUAGUAAGAAUGACAUUCAGCAACAGCCAACAAGAACUGGUAGCAAUGCUAAGUGGGCGGGUCCCAUCUUAUUAUCUUUUUUCAACUUUGCGGUCAGGAAUUGAAUCAGCUAUCAACCGGAUCAAAGGAUACCACCGACUGACAUAUGACUGGGUGCGUUACCAAUGCAACGAGGUGCUGGAACCUCUACUGCCGACCAGCCUGCCGCCACAGAGCGAUGGCUGAUGAGUGAAUCCCUUUAUAUGUGUGUGGAACAAUAGGCACAAGUGCUAGGACCAAGCAGACCCGGGGACUGUGCCAGAAACUUUGGAGCUCCCAUGCAGCUGUGAUUGGUUGCUGGGGAGUCUGUCUCCACAAAUUGCUCUAAUCCUCUCUGAUAAAACAGAGCCUGCAUCCAAUCCCCUGCUCCAAUCCCUCCCCACUCAUCUCUCUCUCUCUCUCUCUCUCUCUCUGUGAUGCUCUCGUCCACGAGGAAGAGGAGUUUUUAAUCCAAGUGGAUUACGCCACAGAUUGGGCGACAGGGAAGGCAAGUGGCUGCAGUGUCUUCUGCAGACAACCAGCUUUAUGUUUUCUUUAAUAUCUGCAAGGUGGUGAAAUGAGCCCACUCACUGUUCCUGGUCCCAUAAGGAGUAACCUGGUGGAACUUGCUACAGUGGUCCUUCCUGUGGACCAUCGGAUGGAUUUGUAACUCUUUGUCCCGGUGUGCAAUGAUUUUGAGUCUCUCUGGAUCUUUUGGAAGUUGCUCUGACGAAGAUGAGAGGCUGAAGCAAACAGAGAAGAUGCUGGCAGCAGGACCAGUUUAUUUAGAUGUGAUGGAAAGAGUUCAGGGUGAAAAGUCUGUAACUAUAAAUGUCACCGUUUCCUGUCUUUAGCCAACAUGAGGAAACCAUUUCCUACAAACUCUUUAUCAUCUUCUUGAACAUUCAGAGCUUCUCCCAGUUUGAGAAUCUGCCUUUAAAGUCUGAGCCGCGAGGAGCUCCAUGUCCGGACUUCAGGGAUACAGGAUGGAGAGUAUUAAUGUGUUGGGAAUGAGGAACCUCUUGAGGCUGAUGGGAAUUCUUUGCCUUUUGAUCACAGCUGAGGCUCAGAUGAAGAUCCCACCUGAGACGGUGCAGCAGUGGGCGUUGACAUUCUCUGCAGAACUUCGAGAGUUUGCAACCAAAUACUCUGGAUCUCUGCUGCUGCAGAAGAAAUUGAAGGAUGUGGAGCCAAUCAUUAAGAUCAUAGAGGUGGAUGGACAAGACCUGGUGAAGGACUACUCUGAUGAAAUCGAACGAAUGUUGGGAAGUAAGAUGAAGUCGGUGAAGAGGUUAGCAGAAUCUGCAGAAGACUCAGAUUUGUACCAUGAAUUCAACGCUACAUUAGAGUUUGAUUACUACAAUUCGAUGAUGAUCAACACCGCGGAUGAGGAUGGGAACUAUGUGGAUCUGGGUGGAGAAUUUCCCCUCGAGGAGAACGAACAUUUUAAUAAACUGCCUGUCAACACCCAGAUGAGCAACAUCCAGGUUCCCACCAACGUGUACAACAAAGAUCCUAACAUCCUCAAUGCCAUCUACAACACGGAGGCUUUAAAUGACGUCUUCAUCAGUAACUUCCAGAAGGAUCCCACACUCACCUGGCAGUACUUUGGCAGCUCCACAGGUUUCUUCAGGAUCUACCCUGGUAUUAAAUGGACUCCAGACUCCAACGGUGUUGUAGCCUUUGACUGCAGGAACAGAAACUGGUACAUCCAGGCUGCCACGUCUCCCAAAGACAUCAUCAUCAUGGUGGACAUUAGCGGCAGUAUGAAGGGACUGAAGAUGACCAUUGCCAAACACACCAUCAACACCAUUCUGGAUACACUGGGAGAGAACGACUUUGUCAACGUCAUCGCUUACACAGACUAUGUUCGCUACGUGGAGCCGUGUUUCAGAGGAACUCUGGUCCAGGCUGACUUGGACAACAGAGAGCACUUUAAGGUGUUGGUGGAGGAGCUGCACGUCAAAGGUGAAGCAAAGAUCAAGAAUGCCAUGAAGGAGUCCUUCAAAAUCCUGAACGAGGCGAGGGCGAACGGUCAGGGCAGCAUGUGUAACCAGGCCAUCAUGCUGAUCACAGACGGCGCCAUGGAGGACUUUGAGUCCGUCUUUGAGGAGUUCAACUGGCCUGAGCGCAGGGUGCGAGUCUUCACCUACCUGAUUGGCAGAGAGAUGACCUUUGCUCAAAACACCAAGUGGAUCGCCUGCAACAACAAAGGUUAUUACACACACAUCUCCACACUGGCAGAUGUGCAGGAGAACGUCAUGGAGUACCUGCACGUGCUCAGUCGGCCAAUGGUCAUCAACCAUGACCAUGAUAUCAUCUGGACAGAGGCCUACAUGGACUCUGUGCUUCCAAACACAGAGGAGCUUUUCACCACCAAGGCUCAGAGUCUGCUGCUCAUGACCUCAGUGGCCAUGCCGGUGUUCAGCAAGAAGAAGGAGACGCUGUCCCAUGGCAUCCUGCUCGGUGUGGUCGGCUCCGACAUCCCACUGAUGGAGGUGAUGAAGCUGGCACCCCGAUAUAUGCUGGGAGCUCACGGCUACGCCUUCCUCAUCAACAACAACGGCUACAUCCUGGCUCACCCUGACCUUCGACCUCUGUACAAAGAUGGAAAGAAACUGAAGCCGAAGCCAAACUACAACAGUGUGGAUCUGUCAGAGGUGGAGUGGGAGGACACAGACGAGCUGCUGAGGACGGCCAUGGUGAAAGGAGAGACGGGCACUCUCAGCCUGAACAUCAGAGCGUCGGUGGAUAAAGGGAAAAGGCCGCUGUACCUCACCAACGAAUAUUUCUACACCAACAUCGAUGACACGCCUUUCAGCUUCGGCAUGGCGCUGACCAAGGGUCACGGGAAGCUCAUGUUUAUGGGAAAUGUGUCUGUGGAAGAAGGGCUGCAUGAUCUGACCUCACCGGAUCUCACCAUCGCGUCUGAGUGGACUUACUGUGAGACGGACAUCGACCCUGCUCACCGAAAGUACUCACAGCUGCAGGCCGCCAUCCGCUACCUGUUGGGGAAGGAACCUGACCUCGAAUGUGACGAGGUGCUGCUAUCGCAGACGCUGUUUGACGCUGUGGUCACAGCUCCACUUGAGGCCUACUGGAACACCCUGAUGCUGAACGACAGGGUGGAGCCAGGGGUUGAGACGGCUUUCCUCGGUACUCGAUCAGGCCUGAUGAGGGUUGUGAGAUAUGCAGGAGUGGAGACCAGAGUGGCAAAGAAGUUCCUGACUCCAGCUGAUAAAGAUAAUCUGUUCACCAUCGAUCACUUCCCGCUGUGGUACCGCCUGGCUGUAGAAAACAGUCCUGGAAAAUUCUACUACUACCCAGUGAAUGACAAAGGAGUGAAGUACAUCAUAGCGACGACAUCGGUGACCGUGUCAUCCGAAGGAAAGACGGCCAUGGCUGGAGCUGUCGGGCUGCAGAUGUCCUUGGAUUGGCUGGAAAAGCGGUUCUGGGCCAUCGCCAAGCAGCCCAACGACACAGAUUGUUCAAACAUUGAAGGUGUGUGUCCUCUCAGCUGUGACAGUGCUGAUCUGAGCUGUUACCUGGUCGACAAUAACGGCUUUGUCAUGCUGUCCAAAGAGAGGAGCGAGAUUGGUCGCUUCUUUGGCGAGGUAGACGGGUCCAUCAUGGCUUCAUUGCUCAAGAUGGGAAUGUUUAAAAAAGUGUCCCUGUUUGACUACCAGGCGAUGUGCAAGACGGGCCACCAUCACGCCAGCAGCGCGCGACCUCUGCUCAGCCCAUUCUACGGCAUCGUGGCUUUGAUAAGAUGGUUCUUCUCCAAUGCGCUGAUGUUCCUGCUGGACUUUAACCUCUGUGGUCUCUGGCACUCUGAUUACUUUGUGGAUGCCAAAGCUGGCUAUCACACAUCUCAUAAGCAGAAGAAGGUGGACGCGCUGCAGCCCUGCGACACGGCUUACCCUGGCUUCAUGUACGACCCGUCUGUCAGAGAGGCCAACAGCCUCAUCAAGUGUGGACGAUGCCAGAAGAUGUUUGUGGUGCAGCAGAUUCCUGACAGUAACCUGGUUCUGGUCGUGACUCAGGCCUACUGUGACUGCUCCCGUCAGUAUGGAGCCAUUCUGCUGGAGCCCAAAGAGAUCAAAUAUAACGCCACAGUGAAGUGCAACAGGAUGAAAUCCCAGAAGGUGCGGCGGCGCCCUGAGUCAUGCCACGCCUACCACCCAAAGGAGAACGCUAAGGACUGCGGCGGGGCGGCAGCCAUCUCCCUGUCGCUCUCGCUCUUUUCUGCCUCUCUGCUUGUCUCAUUGGUCACUGAGUACUAAACCAGAGUGAACCCACCAAUCAAGAUAAACAUGACAGUGAGGCGGAACAUCCAGCAGGUAGCCAAAGGAUUUUUUUUCUUUUACUGGAAUAAGAGACAAACUUGGAUGGAGAAACUGUCUCAGCUGCUGAUCGGCCUCACUUUGCAGCACAAAUAAAGGGCUACACUAGGUUUUCUUUAAAACCUGCAAUAGACUCUAAACUGACUCUGGAUCAGCUUUGCAGUGACUCUGCAGCUGGAGGAGAAAUGAUAAGACUCCUGGGGGGGGCCCUCCUGGACAGUGCAGCCUGUGCGUGGAGAUGCGUUGCCAUUACACCCGAACAAGAAUGUAGCACCUUUGUAGCUUUUUGAUACAGAGCUGAUGUGUAAAUGUAGAGUUUUACAGCCUCGAUUUACCAAAACUCUCAAAUUAGGACAAAAAAAAAGCUGAACUUUAAACACUCAAAGACUUUCUCAGCAGCUUUAAGGGUCAAAGGUUAACAGAAGAUGCCGCACGCCGUAUGCGAGGAAACGCUGCGGCUCACUAAGGAGUGUGACGCCUGCCUGUUGAAGGUGAAGAUGGAGAGAAAGUGACGUCUGGAUGAUUUUGUUGGCUGAGAUAGAAGCGGUGUAGCGGCUUUAGGUGGAAAUGAAGCUACAGCAUUCAGGGAUUAGUUUUUAUAGAUAAAGAUGUACUGGAACUGUUCUAAAUGUGAACGCAAUAAAAAAAUAAAAAAAAAAACCAUUUUUCACUUUACACAGCAGCACAUUUGUGUUUUUUUUUCACAUUUACUUAGAAAACUUGUUUUCGUCUUCAGGGCCUCGAGUGUCUGAGCACGUACAAAAAUUGUAUUCUUAGAUUCAUCGUCAUUGUAUAUUUUCUGUCAUUAAUGGGAAAUUCCAACCUCGAUCUUCUUCCCAAAACUGACAUAACUCAGAUUUGCUGAUUAAAACAAGACUGAUGAAAUGGAGACCUUCCUACUUUUCUUAUGGAGCUCACGGGCUUCACUGCUCUCUUACCUCUGCACCGCUGAUCAGCUGCAAUGUGAAGCAGGUGUAAAUGCACAACAGUGCUGCAAGAGAUCAUGUUACACUCAUAUUAGCUUCUCUUCAUUGGCUCCCUGUUAAAUUCUGAAUUUUACAUCGUUCUCCUCAAAUACGAAGUCCUGACUGAUCAGACUCACAUCUUAAAGACCUCAGAGCGUCUCAUUAUCAGGACAGAGCACGUCGCUCUCACACUGCAGGCUUACAUUAAACUACACUCUUCGAGUUUUUAAAAGUAGAAUGGCAGGCAGAGCCUUCAGCUGUCCCACUUUGGGUUUGGAUGACAGACACUCAACUCAGAUUAGGCGUAGAACUUUCGUCUGUGACAGAGAGUGGAGUUGGGGCUGGAUCAGGUGACCCUGAAUCAUCUCCUAGUUACACACCUCCACUGACUCCCAGUGACGCCCUGUAUGUCCUAGAAAAUCCUUCUCACAUGCAAAUCCCUUCAUGCUCUUGCUCCCGAGGACUCAUCAGACAUUCUUCAACUCCCCGCGCUGGACUCUACCUUCCUCAGUUAAAAUUCUCACUCUCCCUCAAACACUCCAGACAGCGGUCCUUUGGGAGCAGGGCAUUCACCGCUGCUGCUUUCACUCUCUGGAACAUGCUCCCCUCUGAGAUCUGCGAUCCUCCAUCUCAAAAAGCAGCUGAAAUGUCACAUGCUCACUGAAGCCUUUUUUCUGUGUGUAAAGAAACCUCGGGUAUCUUGAAGGGUGCCAUAUAAAUCUAAGUUAUGAUUCUCGUUACUAAUCUACAAUAUUAUUAUUGGUGAAUAUAUUGCAAUAGGCUCAGUACUUCCUCGCUGGAGCUGUAGGAGUUCCCCCUCUAACAUUGUAGGGGCUCCACCUUCCAAUAUAAAGCUUAAUAAUAAACUAAAAAUUCCAUCUUAAAAAUGAAAAAUCAGUUUACACAAAUCAGGACAUGAAGUAUCCAUCUCCUGUGCUGGGAGACUUCCAGGAGGCGCUCAGCACUGCGUCUCAUUUGGAUGUUAACAGGCUUCAAAGUACUCGUUAGCGAGAUAAGUUUAAUUAGUUUCAGUCCCUUCAGGGAUGCUGCUGAUGAAAAUUUAAAACAUAAAAUAAGAUGAGCCUUUAACUCUGAGGGGAACGGCUCGUGUUGGGGCUGAAAUGCGAAGCCUGCAGCCAUCACUGACGGUCUGUGUUUCAGUAUUUUAGGGGGAUUUUUACUUUAAAUCAGCAGAACUUACGCGAAAUGUUUAAUUUUUUUAUUUUCUGUUAACAUCACACAAAAAUCAAUAUGAUCAAAACGUUUGUACAAAAGGAAUCCAAAGUGACGGCCGCUGCUGAGGUGUUUCGGCCCGACGACUCUUCGUGUCAGUAUGAAGAGUAACCGCUGUCCACAAAAAAAAAAAAAGUUUAAAAAUGAUCCAGUGUUCUUAGUCUGGACAGAAAAAAAUCUUCCUUAUUAUCAGCAAGGCAUCAGUCAGGAAGGGGUCUUCUCUUUAGAAGAAUAAAUAAAGGAAGAGUCAGUCUGUGUGCAUCGUUUAAAUGCUCACUGUGUACAUUCAGUUCAGGAACAGCCGGCCUCCUGUUUGAGUCUUAAAGGCAUUUUGAAGCAAA